Molecule: messenger RNA, 2665 nt
Organism: Chinchilla lanigera (long-tailed chinchilla)
Lineage: Eukaryota; Metazoa; Chordata; Mammalia; Rodentia; Chinchillidae
Gene: Alox15
Product: arachidonate 15-lipoxygenase
Exons: 14
Coding region: 263-2209 (648 amino acids)
Biological process (GO): linoleic acid metabolic process; lipid oxidation
Cellular component (GO): cytosol; plasma membrane
Molecular function (GO): arachidonate 12(S)-lipoxygenase activity; protein binding; iron ion binding
Source: RefSeq, a predicted model, not a curated record
AAGAGCUGAAGUAUAAAUAUAAACUUGGGCUCCUUUUCUAAUAGUGGGAUGUAUUGAAAGGGAACCUGGGUACCUCACAGAACCGAAGGAAAAAGAACUGAGCCGGGUUUCACCUGGCCUCGAGAAUCCUUGGGGGCUUCGUUUCUUUUCCUUCUCUCUCCGGUCGCAGUGCUGGGAAAGGGAGAGCGGCCCACAGGCUGAGCAGAUAGAGCAGUUCAUCUGUUGCCGUCUCAUUCAUUUUUUUCACCAAAAUCGGCAGGGGAUGCUGGCGCUUAUCUUCCAUCAUCGGCGGGCGGUGUGUUCAGCUCCUGGCUGGGUGACAGCGGCCUGGGGAGCGCUUGCCAAGCUGGCGAGGAACACCAAGUGGGAAAUCGACGUCCCUCUGCACCUGGGGCGCCUCCUGCUGGUGAAGCUACGCAAACGCAAACUCCUGCUGGAUUCUGACUGGUUCUGCAAGUGGAUCACGGUUCAGGGCCCCGGGACGCAGGACGAGGCCCUCUUUCCUUGCUACCGCUGGGUGCAGGACGACGGGAUUAUCUGCCUGCCGGAGGGCACAGCCCGGACUGUGAGUGACGACCCCCAGAACCUGUUUAAGAGACAGCGGGAGCAGGAGGUGGAGGACAGAAAGAAAGUGUACCGCUGGGGCUCCUGGAAGGCUGGGCUGAUCCUGCCGAUAGCAGGGAGUACGCGGGAGGACCUUCCGAGGGACGAGCGGUUCCUGGAGAAUAAGAAUUUAGACUUCACCUUCUCUCUGGCAAAAGAGUUGAAGGAUUUGGCUAUUAAAGGAACACUGGAUUUUGCAACUUGUGUAAAAAGCCUGGAAGAUUUCAAAAAAGUAUUCCCGAGUGGAAAGACUCCCCUGGCUGUGCGGGUCUCUGAUUGCUGGAAGGAUGACGCCCUCUUCGGCUACCAGUUCCUCAACGGUGCAAACCCCGUGCUUUUGAGGCGCUCUAAGAGCCUCCCAGCCCGGCUGCUGCUGCCUCCAGGGAUGGAAGACUUGCACACCCAGCUGGAGAAAGAGCUUCAGGCUGGAUCUCUGUUUGAAGCUGAUUUCUCACUGCUGGAUGGGGUUAAGCCAAAUGUCAUCAUUUUUAAGCAGCAAUAUGUGACAGCCCCUUUAGUUAUGCUGAAGCUACAGCCGGAUGGAAGACUUUUACCCAUGGUCAUUCAGCUCCAGCCGCCUCAACAGGGACACCCUCCACCUCUGCUCUUCCUGCCUUCAGAUCCCCCCAUGGCCUGGCUCCUGGCCAAGAUAUGGGUCCGGAGCUCUGAUUUCCAGCUGCACCAGUUACAGUCACAUCUGCUUAGGGGACAUCUGGUGGCUGAGGUUAUUUCUGUGGCCACAAUGAGGAGCUUGCCCAGCCUGCACCCUAUCUACAAGCUCCUGAUCCCCCACUUUCACUACACCAUGGAGAUCAACACCUUGGCCCGGAGCAACCUUGUCUCUGAAUUUGGAAUUUUUGAUCUGGUGGUGAGUACAGGAAGGGGUGGCCAUGUGGAGAUUCUCCAGAGAGCCACAGCUUGUUUGACUUAUCGUUCCUUCUGUCCUCCUGAUGACCUGGCUGACCGUGGGCUCUUGGAUGUGAAAUCUUCUCUCUAUGGCCAAGAUGCCCUCAGGCUGUGGGGAAUCAUCAGUCGGUAUGUGAAUGGGAUGGUUGGGCUUUUCUACAAGAGCGAUGAAGCUGUGAAGCAUGAUCCAGAGCUGCAGGCAUGGUGUAGAGAAGUCACUGAGGUUGGACUGCAGGGGGCCCAGGACCGAGGGUUCCCCCUCUGCUUAGAGUCCCAGGCUCAGCUCUGUCAUUUUGUUACCAUGUGCAUCUUCGCGUGCACCGGUCAGCAUGCUUCUACCCACCUCGGCCAGCUGGACUGGUACUCCUGGGUCCCUAAUGGCCCCUGCACCAUGCGGAAACCCCCACCCACCUGCAAGGAUGUGACAGAGCAGGACAUAGUGGAUUCCCUGCCUAGUCUCCAGCAAGCCCGUAUGCAGAAGACUUUCAUCAACUUCCUUGGCAGACAACAACCCGCCAUGGUAUCCCUGGGGCAGCAUACGGAGGAAUAUUUCUCAGGUCUUGGGCCCCAGGCUGUGCUGAAGCAAUUCCGGGAGGAGCUGACUGCCAUGGACAAAGACAUUGAGGUCCGGAAUGCACACCUGGACCUGCCCUAUGAGUACCUUCAACCCAGCAAGGUGGAAAACAGUGUGACCAUCUGACAAGCUUGCACCCUCAUCCCCAAAGCUCACUGUCUCUAAGUUGAUUCAUUUUUCAAAUUUUGCUUUUUAAAAUUUGUCUCUGCUUUGCUAGUUGUACUACCUUUAGUAGUAUGCCUAAACUAGUAGUACCACUUUUCGUAUAACUACCCAGCCCUAUGAAUCUCUAAAUAGUUUACUUUAUUGCUGUUGAAUAUUUUUCUAUUGUGAGCAAAGAUAAAGUUUUUCUAUAUGGUAGGUAUUUGGUUUGUCUUAGUGGUCAUGCUAUAAUUACAGAUCUCUUUUCUGUGGUUAAGGGUGAUACUUUAUUUGUCCUUAGGGUUUGUCAAUAUUUAGUUUGUACUAGAUAUUAUUACUAUAGCCACAGUGACAUAGUUGUUGGCAGACUUUCUAGCUUCUACCACUGACUUUUGGGCCUUCCCAGUGCAGAUCCUUGAUACAAACUUGCAUGAGACAUUG